AUGAACCCUAUGACAUAUCAUCCUUAUAUGAAUAGUAAUACUGCAUAUAUAAAAAGAACAGAAGUACCAUUUUUUUCAGAUAGAUUAAACAAAAGAAUAGAAAAUCAAUCAUAUUUUUCAAGAUUAAUAGAUUAUUUGUUAUCAAAAGAUGAAAAAAAUUUAGAAUUUGCAUUAAACUCAUUAUUAACAAAGUCAUAUCAAGAGAAACUAUUGUUUUCAUUUAGCAUUGAAAAAGAUUUUAGCGAAUCAGUUUAUCCAACACCAACCAUUUUAGACUCACUAUUAAAUACAAUCAUAUACUUUAAAAAGAUAAAUAAUAACGAAAAUGAAAAUAACAAUGAAGAAAAAUAUAAACUAAUAUUUAAUAAAGAUAUGUCAAAAAUAUCAAAGGUUAUAUCAAUUAUUAGAAACUCAACCCUUUUAAAACCAAAUGAUCAAUAUUUAGCAAAUAAUCCUACUGUUGUUUUAUUAUUGUUAGAGAUUGGCACUGCAUAUUUAUCAUUAAGAAAGAGUAUUUCAGUAAAACAAAAUUCGUUUGACUCUGAAUUUAAUCCAUUCAAAACAACCAAAAGCAAUUGUGUACCAUCAACUAUCAAUACCUUAAACCCAAGCACCUCAAGAUAUAUUAUUGAAAUUUUCUCAAAAAUAGUACAACACCUUUCAUUACAACCAUCCGCUUUAGCGUAUUCACUUCAAUCAUCAUUACAAAACUCCUCCACCACAACACCUAUAGUCUCCAGUCCAUCAACAUUCCCAGAAAAUAGCAACACUGGUUCAACAACUUUAUUAGAACUAAAUAAUGAAGGUAUUUUUAUAAAAAAUCAACUUAAAGAAUUAUCAUUUGGCGAAUUAUCAUUCAGUUUAUUAAAGAGUCUCCCAGCAUCAUUUUUAACCAAAAAACUAUUUUCCCUCUUAGAGAUGUCAAUAUAUUGUUUCGAUGACGAUGAUGAACUUUUAGCAUGUAUAGAAACUAUCGAAUAUCUUUGUAAAGCAAAAAGAAAUCGUUUACCUCUCGACGAAAAUCUUUUAAAACCAAUUUAUGAUCAAUUUAUAAUUCCAGUUCAACCAACACCCUUCACCACAACCCCCACAAAUAAUGAAAACUUAGACUCUAUAGCAUCACCCAAUGAACCAACAACCCCACAAAUCCCACAACAAAUCGAAUUAAUCAUUAAAGAUCCAAAAGAAAUAUUUAAUAAAAAACCAAAUCUUAUCAGUAGACUUGUUGAACUAUUAGGUCAUACCAAUCAAUCAAUUCAAUUAAUUUGCCUUCAAAUUUUAUUAUCAUUAGCAAAGGCUUCUCAAAAACUAAAAAUCACAAUUUGUCACUAUCCAGGCUUAGUUAGACAUCUAAUUAAUUUAUUAACACAUAAACCAGCAGGAGAAAAUGCUGAAGUUUCAAAAAGAGCAGCAACAUUAUUAUCACGUCUUUCAAAAGAAUCCUACAAUAUAUCAAUACUUUUACCAUAUGAAACCAUACUUGCUCAAGUUGCACUCACUGACAAUCCACAUAGUGAUGUAAUUACUGAUAUUCUUGUUAGAUUAGAAAUUAAUAGCGAAAAAUAAAAUAAAUAAAAUAAAAAAAAUAAAACCUUUUGCAAU
Molecule: messenger RNA, 1602 nt
Organism: Dictyostelium purpureum
Lineage: Eukaryota; Evosea; Eumycetozoa; Dictyosteliales; Dictyosteliaceae
Exons: 3
Coding region: 1-1566 (521 amino acids)
Source: RefSeq, a predicted model, not a curated record